AUGCUCUUCCUCUCGGAAGAUAGGGUGAGCUUCCUGCCCCGGGGCGUCUUCAUCCCUGACCCCGCGCUCCCGCCCCGCCGGAGCACGCCGCACGGGGGGGUCUCUGCGCCGUUUCACCUCCCGGGAGCGGGGCCGGGCCCGGCGCUGCGGGACGGGGGAGGCCGCGGGCGCCGCCUGGCGGCGGGGGUGCUCCGCAGCACCGCCCCCGGGCCCGGGGCCGGCGCCGGGGCAGAGCUCCGGUUCCCGCUGCCUCUCACCCUUCUGCCGUCGGCCGCAGCAGCAGCGAGGGCCUCGCGCAGCCUGUCCCAGCUGCUGGACGUGGCCAUCGGGACACCCGACGUCGUGGGCGGGACCCUCCCAGCGCUGCGCAGCCGGCUCAGGCCGGGGCGGUCCUGGGCCAGGGGGACGUGCCCGCCCCGGCACCACUGGCGGCUCUCGGGUUGGCUCCGUGGCAUGGGGCAGCUGAAGACGGCAGAAGCCAACGAGAGCCACAUCUCCAAGGCCAUGGCUCUCUACCAGCAUCUUCUCAAGGAGGUCGCCCAGAGGAAGGAGGAACAGUCCCGCAUGAAAGAGGAAAUCCAGAUGAUCCGGGAGGUGCUUGGCCUCAGGAGCUGCUGCUGGUGUCCCUGGGAGCAAGCUUAGCCUUUGCCCCUUGCGUCACCCAGCAAAGCAGGACGAGGAAGAGAUGGAAGAAGACCAAGAGGAUGAGGAGAGCAGUCUGCCCCUGCUGAAACCCCAGCACCCUGGUGGCCCAGCAGCAGAAAAUAGUGAUGCUCAGCCAAGCGGCACAAGUGGGGGGCCCCUGGCUCGGGACCUGCCUCUCAUGCGCAGGAGGGGCUGAGCAGCACCCCUUGGCCUGCAGCCACGUGUCACUGGAGGAGCUGGAAACAGCCCCUGGUGCCCUCCCUGUGCCCAGGGUCUGUGCCCCCCACGCUGACCCGGGCACCCCCUGCCCUGCACAAGCCGUCUGUGGGAGCCCGUGGCCCCAUCGUGGGGCUGGGGGCACCCGGCAGUGCAGCAGCAGGAGGAGGCUGCUGAAGGCAGCAAAUGGGCACCCGGGUGGGAGAGCAGCAGCAGCACCCGGCUCAUACCAAAGGCUAAUCCCAGUCCAAGCCAUUGACUUGCUGUUGCUCUGCAAUGGGUGAGCAGCACCCGGCUGCUGUCCUGCUCCCCUCGUGGGGAAACCCCCUUUGUCACCCCCUUGUCCCUCUCGCAGCGCUGCUGCCAUCACUGGGGAGGUGGCACCAACCCGGCUGCUUUCCCCUUUGGAGCAAAGCACCAGAACCUGCCUCUGCCCCAGCCUUGGGGGGACGCCCCCUUCCUUCCCUUACAGGGAGCUGGAACCUGCUUUGGGGGUGCCCCCAGUGCCACUUGCAGUGGGAUAACUGGGAGCCAGCCAAGGCCCCUCCUGCACCCAUGGGUGGGCUCAGAUGUUGAUGGGCUUAACCCCCCCCCAGCACUAAUUGAUUUGCAGGCAGGGCCCAGCUGGGGCUGAGCUGGGAGGUCAGCAGCCACACGUCCCCCCUGGGUGCUGCCUGUGUCCCUCUUUGGUGAGUAGCCCCAGCUGGAGCUUUUUCCCUUUUCUCCCUGUUUCCCUUGGCUGUUGUGCUGUGCCAGGUCUCUCCCACCCUGGGGGUCUCCUGUUGCCCUGGGGGCUGCUUUGCUGCUGCCCUUGAGCCCCCUCCAGCCCUUGCUGGCAUCUCUGGAGCUGCUGCAUUCCCGUUUGGGAGGGUUUUGACCCCAGUGGCUUGUGGCGUGAGCGGGGGCUGGGGUUUUAUUCCAUGUUAAUGGAGUUGGGCUAUUGAAGCACUAAACCAGGUGCUGGGUGUGCUGUUUGGUGUCAUUUGAUGACAUUGAUGUCAUUGGAGCACUGGGUGCAGUUCUGGUGUCCUCAACAUAAGAAGGGACAUGGAGCUGUUGGAGCAAGUCCAGAGGA
This is a messenger RNA of Strigops habroptila (Kakapo), 1936 nucleotides long. RefSeq lists its product as uncharacterized. The record is from RefSeq and is a predicted model, not a curated record. Bases 1 to 642 code for a protein of 213 amino acids. The transcript is spliced from 4 exons. Lineage: Eukaryota; Metazoa; Chordata; Aves; Psittaciformes; Psittacidae.